CAGAAUGGGUGUGCUUAGUUGCUUCACCGGUGAUAUUGAAGGGAAAUUAUACAAGGCUAAAAGCUUAUUUUUUAUCUCUAAAGCAUUGUUUAAGAUCACAGUGAUAGCGUCAGACCAGUGGUGUGUUGGUGUGGAUGUUUGUAGUUGUUGUGGGCGAUGCAAAGUGUUCUCUGUUGGAUGAGGAGGCAUCACAUCACAGAUAACUCUUGGCACACUUUCACCCAGAUAAAGCAGAACUAUCAUAAUCAACAGGAAACCAAAAGCACAAGAGCACACACACACACACACACACACACACACACACACACGAACACACACACUCGUUCUGUGGAUCUUGUGAACAGCUUGCAAUUUCAUUCUCACUUCACUUAAAAAUACCACUUUCAUACAGCUGGUGUAUAUAUAAACACAUGUUUUUGGGUUUACGUGUGUGUGUGUGUGUGUGUGUAAUGGGAGAUUGCGGGAGACCUUUUGAUUCAUCAGACCUUUUAUUGUUUGGGAUUUAAUUCAGUUUCAGCUACGUAUGAAUGUCUGACAUUUGCAUAAGCUUCCCAGCUAUGGAACAUGACACAUCACUUGCUCAUUUUCCCAUUACCAAUCACACUGAUAAUUUGACUGCUGAUAAAUAAAAAUGAAAGUAACAGGUUGUGACACUUUGGGAACUCCCAAAUUUAUCUUUCAGUAGCAGUGAUUUGAUGUAUUUUUUAUUUACGUUUCUACACUGAUUCCCAAAAAGCUCCUUGUAGUGUUCAACCACACUAUGUGACCAUUUUUUUAAAAAUAUACAUAGCGGUAGAUACUGUCAGCUGCUUUUUAUUGGAGAAAUGGUUCAUGAACCACAUGGAGAGAAAUGAGAGAACCACACAGGUGAUAAUGAGUAAAUAUGUGUCUUCCUGCUGUUAGCACGUGGAGACUGCGGACGCUCAUACUUGAGUCGUAAGAUUCAUUUCCAAGACAGAAUCUGACAGAAGGCCGUUAGAGCAGUUGGUAGGAUGAAGAUUGUCACAUGGUUCAUUUCCUCCCUCUCCGUUCUGCCACUGUAACAACUUCAAACCUCACUUCCUUAGCAGCCUUCCUUUAUCACAAUAUCUGUACCUCCAUCUCCAACUGACACUCACAUGUCUGCCAGCCUCUUGCCUCGUCUGCCUCUGUGUUCACAAAGGUGAACACAGGCCAUUCCCAACCAAACAUGACAGGGAAUUCCAGCAGCGGCAAGCUAGACAACGCCACACUGGCCUUCUUUCAAGAUGUAAACACCAGCAUCGGCAUCUCUAUCAUCUAUGUACUCGUCACUGCCAUUAACCUGUUCGGCAAUGUCCUGUCCAUGUGGCUGCUGAUCUUUCGUACCUCCCCCAAGACUCCCUCCAUCAUCUUCAUGAUUAAUCUCACCCUCACUGACUUGGCUCUUGGCACUGCCCUGCCCUUUCAGAUCUCCUACCUGCUCCAUGGAUAUAAUUGGAGUCUGGGGCCAAGGAUGUGCAGUUUCCUGACCUUGGUUUUCUACACCAACAUGUACUGUUCCAUCCUCACAAUGAUGGCCAUCAGUAUUGACCGCUACCUGGGCAUUGUCAGGCCGAUGCUGUUCAGAGAGACCAGAGAGAGGAAGUCCAUCGCCGUUGUCAGCUGCCUCCUGAUGUGGGGUUUGGUUCUGUGUGUUCUGUACCCGCUGAUGACCACAGACCUGACAUAUGUUGUCGAUGAACUCGAGAUAACCACGUGCUUCGACGUGCUGAAGCUCGACAUGCUCCCAUCCGUGUUAGCCUGGGCGACCUUCCUCUUCAGCAUGGUGUUCAUCCUCUUCCUCUUCCCCUUCUGUGUCACAACAUUCUGCUACAUCAAAGUCAUACGCAAGCUGGCCAGCGAUUCCAAGACAGUGCAGAAGGAGAGAGCGAUACGUCUGGCCUUCAUUGUCCUCCUGGUCUUCACGGUCUGCUUUGCCCCCAACAACAUCCUCUUGUUCACUCACGCUGUGCUCAGACUCUUCUAUAAGAAGUCUCUCUACAUGGCCUACAAACUGUCUCUCUGUUUCAGCUGCCUGAAUAGCUGUCUUGAUCCAUUCAUUUAUUACUUUGCUUCCAAGGAUUUUAGACAAAAGGUGAGACAGAUAUUGAAUCUGCAUAGCCUGAGUAGCGCAGACUCAGUGAAGCUGGAGCAUAAAGAAAGUUUGCACAAUGAGUUCGAAGGUCAGGACAGAGAGCACAACAACAUCUUUGAUUACAAAACGGCCACAUGAAGAGAGUUAGAAGGGGAAUGAAAGAGAAAAGACUUGAGAAAGGAAGUGUGUGGGAGAAAGUGUGUGUUGAAGGGUUGACCAAAGUGUGUCAAUCUCUUUUGCGACACCAUUUAUUGAGCCAAUUUCAACAUCCUUUCACACCACUUUGUUUUAUAAUAGUAUAUAGACAGCAGCUAAGUGUCUUAUUCUUGUGUGAUGUUGUGUUUUAAUUAAUGACAAAUACAUUUAACGCCAGUACAAUGUGAUAUCUUCCACAAGGCCCUCUUACAAAAUAUGUAGCAUUUACAAAUGUAAAGGAAAUGUGAAUUGAAUGUGCUUUUUUGUAUGCUUGUCUGCCAAAACAUAGAAGACCUGUUAACAUUUUCUUUGUGAUCUGUGUAUACAUGUCUGUAAAUGUGUCUGCACUGUCAUUAUGACUGUAUGUCUUUACCCUUUUAACUUGUUCUUAUUUUAACUUUCAUAUUUUUUGUAUUGUGAGAAUAAAUCCAUUAUUAUUGCAAUGAGUAGCCGCAGCUGUAUUAAGAAUAACAAUAGAAUAAAAUCAUGGCUUUGUACUUUG
Molecule: messenger RNA, 2792 nt
Organism: Acanthochromis polyacanthus (spiny chromis)
Lineage: Eukaryota; Metazoa; Chordata; Actinopteri; Pomacentridae
Gene: p2ry8
Product: P2Y receptor family member 8
Biological process (GO): positive regulation of Rho protein signal transduction; phospholipase C-activating G protein-coupled receptor signaling pathway
Cellular component (GO): membrane
Molecular function (GO): G protein-coupled receptor activity
Source: RefSeq, a predicted model, not a curated record